GGCAACCGUUGUAGGUCCCUCUUAGGCCAUGGACUGGCCGUUUGUCAUCAACUUGGGCAAUAGUAUAGUGAGCGUUAGCUUUCUAGCUAUGCCCUACUGCAUGAAACAAUGCGGCGUUCUGUUGGGAUCAUUGCUUCUGGCUUUGAGUGCGAUGUUGAGUCGAAUGGCGUGUGAUUUACUGCUUAGGGCUGCGUUGGUCAACAAGAAGAGGUCAUACGAGCUGCUUGCUUUGGCGACAUUUGGAACUGCUGGAAAACUUUUAGUUGAACUGUGUAUUAGUGCUCUUUUGUUGUUUGGUGGGUGUGUGGCAUACCUGGUCGUUAUUGGAGAUGUUGUUCCCGCUGUGGUAGCCAGUAUAUUUGGAUGGGAACCAACGUGGUCACUACGAGCUGCUGUUCUUGUAAUCUUGGCAUUUACAGUCGCUCUCCCUUUGAGUCUUAUGAAAAACAUCGAGAGCCUUCAUGGCACAAGCACUGCAUCGUUUUUCUUCUACAUUUCGUUUGCCGUUUUGAUGCUCUUUUUUGCAAGCUCUAAUCUUGCUACAGGACAGUGGGCUGGUAAUACAGUGAUGUGGGAUACAUCAGGCAUAUUUCAUAGUAUUCCGAUUUUCUCUUUGUCGUUUAUUUGUCAAACGCAACUAUUUCUUUUAUAUAAUGCUCUACCUGAGCCUUCUAUGAAGAGGAUGCUUGGUGUAGUAGACUAUGCUACGUACGCAGUAACAAUUAUUUAUUUAAUGGUUGGUCUAUUUGGAUAUCUGGCAUUUACAAGCUUAGUUAACGGUGACGUAUUGAAAAACUUUGGAGAUUCACUUAUAGCCAUGCUCUUAAAAUUAGGUUUUUGUGUGUCAGCAUUAGUGAGUUAUCCUGUCUUUGUGUUUCCAUCGCGAUCAAGCAUUCAUUCACUGAUUUUUACUCAGCAAACGACUACAGUGGAUGGAGUUCCAAGCUCUACAAGUUACAUUCCUCACAACAGAUUUGUAUACAUUACUCUGGGCAUUGUAGUCUUCACUUUGGUCGUAGCAAUCUUUAUACCAAAUGUUGAAACGGUGCUUGGUCUGACGGGUGCAUCUGCAGGGACUGCGGUGUGCUAUCUGUUGCCCGGCUUGAUAUUUCUUAAGUCUAAGACAACAGACAGCACGAGAAUGUUUCGUGCUAAGAGUUUGACUGCUGUUGGGGUGAUAUGCCUUGUGGCUAGCACAUACUCUGUUCUCUCAGAAACUGAGCAUCUUCAAUCAGUAGAGGCACACAUGCCUGCUCCUGAUUCUCAAGCUCAUGAAGACUAUAGACUUAAACAGAUUCCACAACCUCGACGUAGAGAAAGGCCCGACCAGACUUUUGUAAUAGAUCAGGAAGAUACUGUAAUACAGUCACUAAUUGACAACAAUAAUGAAGCUGAGAAACAGAACACCAUUGACAAGACAGUUAAUCAGCAACAGAGUGACAUAGCGAAGUCAGACCAACAUCAAAAUCCAGGAGACAAUCCAGACAGUAAAGAGAAUUUUGUAUCGAAAUCAGUCACAAAGAAGGUUGCAAAUGAUGAUGAUUCAAAGGAAAAUGUAGUUCCAGUGAUUGACCAGAAACAAAGUAGUGAGAAACGAUUGGAGCCACCUGCACCUCAAGCACCAGAAGAGAGCAAAGACAAGGUUGUGGAAGUUGUGGAUAAUAAGCAAGAUAAGACACUCAACGUUGUAAAGGUCGAUGGUGGAGACGCAGUUGCCAAACCAGCUGACAAGGAUGCUCAACUGCCUGUUCAGUUGCCUGUGCCUGCAGUUGAAAAUGCACGUGGAAAAACACAAAUGAACAAGACAGUCAUGAAUGAUCGUAUCCAGCCUGUCAACCGAGACUUAAAAACAGCUGACCAAAAACAAGAUGACCAGACUCUCACCCAAAAUGCCAACGCAAACACAAAAAGUGAAGCAGAAAAGCAAAACUUCGAAAUACACGAAGCUGAUUCAAAAUCUGUGGUUGUAGAUAAGGCAGUUACAGUGAAGAUGCACCAUGAUCAAGAGGAAAACGUAGGAACAAAAGUCGUGGAAGACAAAAAGAUGCCAGAAAAUAAGGUGACUGAGCAACUUCCAGACAAACACGGUGAAGCAGUGAAGACACAAUCAUUAGUAAAAGAGCCUGCACGUGUAGCUACAGAGAAAGUAAACUCUAAAGCAAAUGAAAAUGCGAUGCCAAAGGAGGCUGUAGCAGCAAAAGAUCAGACCAGUCAUGAAGAGCAGAUGGAAAAAGAGGCAAUACUAUAGUAUAUGUUUCAUAGUUAGUAUUACUGUGUAUAGCAGCCAAUAAUCUACUGUAAUCACUUAAUAUUAUGUACUUGAUAUCCCACUGUACUGUACCCUCCUUAUACCUUAUAUUAGUUGAAAUUAUUUGUAGAUGGUAAAGAGACUUCAGGGUUGUCUA
This is a messenger RNA of Corticium candelabrum, 2405 nucleotides long. RefSeq names its product putative sodium-coupled neutral amino acid transporter 10. Gene Ontology annotation, biological process: amino acid transmembrane transport. Bases 29 to 2248 code for a protein of 739 amino acids. The record is from RefSeq and is a predicted model, not a curated record. The transcript is spliced from 12 exons. Gene Ontology annotation, molecular function: L-amino acid transmembrane transporter activity. Lineage: Eukaryota; Metazoa; Porifera; Homoscleromorpha; Homosclerophorida; Plakinidae.